Molecule: messenger RNA, 2910 nt
Organism: Plasmodium malariae
Lineage: Eukaryota; Apicomplexa; Aconoidasida; Haemosporida; Plasmodiidae
Product: conserved Plasmodium protein, unknown function
Exons: 8
Coding region: 1-2910 (969 amino acids)
Source: RefSeq, a predicted model, not a curated record
AUGAACAAAAAUAUAUUUUAUUUUUAUCCUAUUAGUAGUUUAAAGGGAGUAAGCCAUAGGCAAAGAACUACUGAAUAUUCUAAGGAACAUAAUGGAAUAACUAAGUUUUUUUUAAAAGAUUUAAUAAAAGAGUCAUCACUAAAAAACAGUGAUACUGUAUCAGACAAUAAGACAGAAAAUAAGGAAAAGCAUACGAAGCAAAAUGACAAAAAUCCGUCGUUUAAUGUGUCCUACACUUGGGAAACUGAUUCGAUAAGCGGAUUAAGGUACAUAAAUGUUUUAAAUAAAAAAGAUAAAAAAAAAUUGGGUUUUCAGUGUAUUUACUGUAGAGAUAAACAGCUCUUUAAAAAGAAAAACAGCGUGUUAUACCACAUGGUUACAUUUAAUCAUGGCUUAAAAUCAAGUGUUGUAGAAGAACUAAAGCUUAAUGAGAGAACCUCAGACGACAGACUAAAUUUUAUCAACAAUUUCGAUGUAAAAAAACGUAUAGAGAAAGAGAAAGAAAAGGAGGAGAAGGAGAAGAAGGUGAAUCUGAAGAUAAAGCAGCAGGAAACUCAAAAAGAAUCUUUUAAUGAUUACAGUUUAAUUAAACUUGAAAUAGAAUUUGUCUCAACCUUAUAUUUAUUAACGUAUGAAGAAUUGGAAGCGUUGUAUUUUUUUUUUUUUUCGGAAAAUCUUUUUCCUCUUAAUGAUAAAUAUAUGAAUAAAGAAAAUAUAAUUGAAAAAUUUUUAACAAGUAUAAGUUCCAUUUCGAAUAAAUAUUCCACGUAUAAUGUGCCUAACUUAAAAAAUGACGUGCAAUAUAUAACAUUGAGUGAAUACCUAAACGAGUUAAAAGACUCGUUUGAAAAAGAUAACAAUUUAAAACAUAAUCCAGAUGUAGUAGAUGAGGUGGGCACUACAGAAAUGAGUAUCAAGAACGAUAAAGAACAUGAGGAAGAAAAAGAAAAAGAAAAAAAAGACGAACAAAAUGAAAAAGAAAGAAAAAAAGUAGAAGAAGUAGAAGCAGAUGUAGAAGUAGGAAACACAAAAAAAGAAGAUACGAAUGAGGGUCAGAAACAUGACCCAGAAAAAGGAAAUGCAAGCACCAUGAUCUACAAUACUGUAGAAAAAAAUAAAGAGUAUGUACUAGAAAAGGAGAUUGAACAGUCGCACGAAAGAAAUAAAGAAAAUAUACAACAGGAAAGAGAAACAGCCAUCAAACAUAACGGAGGAGGUGUUGUAAAAAAUAACGAAAUGGAUUCUGUAGGAAAAAAAAAGAAAAAAAGGAAAAAAGAAAGAGAUAUGGAUAUAGAAACAUUAGACGGAAAGGAUCAUAUAUUAAUAAAUUUAAAUGACUGUGACAUCAUCAAGCAUAAUGAUAAAUUAUUCAUCAAUUUAACUGCACAAAAGGAAACAAAAGAUGAUAAAAGAAAUAAAGAAAAAAAAACUUUUCUCAUAAUUAAUAAUAAGGAAGUAAAUAAUGUGCAAGUGAGUAUGAGUUCAAGUGAGGAGGUCUUAUAUGAAAAUAUAAACAAUAAUGAAAGUAUUAUCCCUAUUAAGGAGAACAAGGAAAAUAGUAGAAACAUUUUACUAAAUAUGAAUAAAGUGAUCAGGAAAACUGCAAAAAGAAAUGCAGAAAAUAAAAAAAGCACUACGAAUGCAUGUAAAAUGCCACGAUCCAUUGGAACAAAUUUUAAACCUGAGAAUAUCGAGUUGAGUGAAAAUUCAAAAAUUAAUGAUUUAGGAAAAAGAUCUUCCCUUGGAACAAAUUUAAUGGAGAAACAAGAAACCGGAAUAAGUGCAUUAUCAUGUAGUAAUACCACUCAUGAGGGAACCUCCGUAAAUGUAUCUAAACAGAGCGUAGGUCAAGGAAAGCCUUCAACAUAUACAGACAAAUUAAUUGAAGAAAAUAUGGACAUGGCGAAUAACGCGAAUAAAGAAAAAAAAGUGAUAAAUUGUAAUGAGAUAAAAUAUUCUAGGGAAAAUCAAAAUAAAUGUUAUAAUAUUAUAGACGAACAACAGCUAGGUAACCACCCUAAUAAUCCCUUUACUGUAAUGAAUACUAAAGACAAUAGGAAUAUCGCAGGAAAACGAAAAAAAAAAAAUACGUCCGAUGACAGCAAUAUAGAAAUAAAUCAAAUGAGCAUUGAUGAUUGUAAAAAGAACGAUACUGCAACGAUGGAUAAUGAUGCAAAAAAAAUAAAGCUGUGCUCAAAAAAUAUUUCAAAGUUUGUGUUUUUCGACGAUGUUAACUGUGAAGCGAGGGAAGAGGAAAAGAAAGAGGAGGAUGAACGUAAAGAUACGGGUAAAGAUACUGGUGCAGAUAAGAGUGAUAAUACGGGAGAAAGUACACUUAGAGAUACAGACCAAAAUAUGGACAUAGAUGGAGCCGAUAAAAAAAAAGAUCACAAGAAGGAACGUGGCAAAGCAACAAUUAGAAGAAGGAAUAAUUGUAUUCCUCGCACAAAUGAGAUAAACAAAAAUAAAAGGAUAAUGAACAAAAUAGAAAGGGAAAAUAAAUUUAUUCGUAAAAAGGAAAAAUAUAAAGCACAACAACACUGUUCAUCACUCAUACACGAAAGAAUAGUCAAAAGGAACCCUUUCAUGAACAGCGCAGGUAAUAAUAAAACAAGCAGUAACAAUAAAAAUUAUAGCAUAAAAGGAAAAUCACAGACAAAUAAAAAAACAUGUAUUAAAAAUAUUUAUGAACAAGGUAUUGGUAUAUUUGAAGGAGACAGCGAGAAUAUAUUGCAUGGAAAGAAAUUCAUUGAUAAAUCUGAGAGAAAGAAAUCUGAAAAUAGAUGCACCUUCUUAAAAAAAGAAAUUAAACAGCUAUGUAACUUGUCCAACGAUAAUAUAAUUCAAUAUAAUGAUAUAAAUUUAUCGUGCACACGUUCUCACAGAAUAUCCCGUUAUACAAAAAUUUGA